Messenger RNA from Aspergillus campestris IBT 28561, 971 nucleotides. RefSeq names its product proteasome core particle subunit alpha 4 (gene pre6). Bases 76 to 888 code for a protein of 270 amino acids. The record is from RefSeq and is a predicted model, not a curated record. Gene Ontology annotation, cellular component: nucleus; proteasome core complex, alpha-subunit complex; proteasome core complex. The transcript has 5 exons. Gene Ontology annotation, biological process: ubiquitin-dependent protein catabolic process. NCBI's taxonomy places the organism in Eukaryota, Fungi, Ascomycota, Eurotiomycetes, Eurotiales, Aspergillaceae.
UAUUCCGAGCUUUCUGACCUGUUUGCUAUCACCUGAAUAUUUCGCUGGUGCUUCGAUACAUCGACGUUGCCCAUAAUGUCCGGAUAUGACCGAGCUCUGUCAGUGUUUAGCCCCGACGGGCAUGUCUUCCAGGUAGAAUAUGCCAUGGAAGCUGUCAAGAGAGGCACCUGCGCUGUCGGCGUAAAAGGCAAAGACGUCGUCGUGCUCGGCUGCGAGAAGCGCUCGGCCCUCAAGCUCCAAGAUACCCGCAUCACACCGUCGAAGAUCGCCAAGGUCGACAACCACGCCGUGCUGGCCUUUGCCGGCCUGAACGCCGACGCCCGCAUCCUGAUCGACAAGGCCCGCUUAGAAGCCCAGUCGCACCGGCUGACGGUCGAAGACCCCGCGUCCAUCGAAUACAUCACGAAGUACAUUGCGGGGGUGCAGCAGCGGUACACGCAGAGUGGAGGCGUGCGGCCUUUUGGUAUCAGCACGUUGGUGGUGGGGUUCGAUCCGAAUGAUGGCGUGCCGAGGUUAUAUCAGACUGAGCCGUCGGGGAUCUAUUCUGCUUGGAAAGCGAAUGCUAUUGGCCGGUCUAGCAAGACCGUCCGCGAGUUCCUCGAACGCAACCACCAGGAUGACAUGGACCGCGAGCAGACGAUCCAGCUGACGAUCAAGUCGCUGCUGGAGGUCGUGCAGACGGGCGCCAAGAACAUCGAGGUGGCCAUCAUGGCGCCCGGCCAGACGAUCGAGAUGUUGCCGGAUGACCAGAUCGAGUCCUACGUCAAGAGCAUAGAGACGGAGAAGCAGGAGGAGGCCGCCAAGAAGAAGACCGGUCGGUCGGGCACCACCACGGCUGCCAUCCUAACGCGCCCCGGUGGCGGUGAGGGCAGCGAGGCUCGGGAGUAGGCUUGUUAUGGGGGAUGAUGAUGUUGACUAGUUAGUUAAUUAGAUUAAGCUAUGUGGGCUACGUUGAACAUGCUAUUUCUUUC